Molecule: messenger RNA, 1258 nt
Organism: Kickxella alabastrina
Lineage: Eukaryota; Fungi; Kickxellomycota; Kickxellomycetes; Kickxellales; Kickxellaceae
Product: Alpha/Beta hydrolase protein
Exons: 1
Coding region: 34-984 (316 amino acids)
Biological process (GO): lipid metabolic process
Source: RefSeq, a predicted model, not a curated record
AAACUUAACUUUACCCCGUUGACUCUGCUCGUCAUGGCUCAAGCGCUGACUCUCUUGCAAAGGACACUACUGGUAAGUCUGCUUGCGACUGUCGGCGUACUGCUUGCAUAUGGCUACCAGGAUGUGCAUUUGGUUCCGGGAAAGCACUACUUGGCCCAGAACAUGCAGCCAUUGCACAAAAUUGUGCGCAAAUACAUGCGCUACUCGACAGCUGCAACCGCAUUCGUCGAGCUCCAGAAGGGCUGGUCAUCGUGCGGACUGGCGUGCAAAAGCCAGGACGUCCAGGACGUGGUUCUCAACUACACAUGGCAUGUUAAUGUGCCGCUGAGCGACGGCUUCAUUGCUGUCCAUCCGUUGGACAACGAAAUUGUGGUGGCCUGGGCAGGCACCCAUCGGUACCGCGCAGUGAUCACAGACAUGUCUGUGGUUACAGUGCCGUUUAUACCUGGUGCCAGAAUGGGUGUUCACAGUGGAUUUUUAGAUUCAGUGCGUGGUGUGAUAGACGAAGUCAAGACCCGGCUGAAAAUGCUUUUGGUCGACUACCCCGACAGCAUGGUUAUUUUUACGGGCCAUUCAAAAGGCGGUGCAGAGGCCGCACUGAGCGCCCUAGAGCUCGUGCGCAGCAUCCCCGAGUUGAGGAGUCGCAUGCGGGUGUGGACCUUUGGCGAGCCGCGGCUUGGGGAUGUUGAGUUUGCCGGGUAUUACAACAGUCAGUUAGGUGCGGUAACAUACAGGGUGACAAGUGCAGCCGACCCUGUGGUCGCCAUGCCGCCGCAAUUCCUGUUCAAUUAUUGCCACCACAACCUGGAAAUAUGGCUCAUUGGAACUCAGGGCGACGUCUAUGUCAGCCAGAAUCGCACAGGUUGUUUUGAGGAUCCAAAUGCCAGCCAGUCUGUAAGUUUUUACGAAAGAUCCAUCUCGUGGCACAAAAAUUACUUGGGGUUGCCACCGCCAGACCAUGCAGCGGCCGAGUUUAGCUGGUGACUAGAAUGAGCAUGUUGCUCUCUCUCUCUGUCUAUCUGAUUCUUUCAGACAAAUUUAUGAAAAAAGAGGCUUGCACAUGCUUAUUUUUUGAUCGUCGCAAUAAAUAAAGCGACGCUCUUGUUUUAGCAGGUUUCUAGCUAGUAGUUAUAAUACAGGUUUUAUUUUGCAAAAGCAUUGCUUACCGAAACUGUAAAUACAUCUGGGACGAUCGAGAUCGGAUGGUUCGUCCCUAUUAUCCACGUGUUUUUUUUCCUUUUCCUUUAUUAUUUUUGAC